AUGUCCCUCAAAGUCACCCAGCAAAAUGGGAUCUCGGUGUACACCAUCAGCGGCUCCAACACCGGCCGCUCGCUCCCCGACUGGCUUGCGCGCAAACGGAAGAGGUCGCUCAAGAAUGACGAGGCCUACAUGAACCGCAUUGAGCUGAUUCAGGACUUUGAGUUCGAGGAGGCGAGUCAAUGCAUCAAGGUCUCGGAGGAUGGAGAGUAUGCUAUGGCGACCGGAACCUACAAACCCCAACAGCACAUCUACCACCUCCCCUCAUCAGCAUUGAAAUACGCCCGCCACACCUCCUCCCUAAAUAUCAAGUUCAUCCUCCUGUCGACCGACUACACAAAGUCCCUCCAUCUACAGACUGACCGCUCCCUCGAGUUCCAUACGGCAAUGGGCUGUCACCACACGACUCGUAUCCCCCGCUACGGCCGCGACCUUGCCUACCUGAAGCCCUUUGCGCAUGUAAUAGUCCCUGCCGAAGGCAAAGAAGUCUUCCGUCUCGACCUCGAAGGCGGCCGCUUCCUGAAACCUUUCGAGCUCGGCGGCUACGACGACAUCGACGCAACCGUCAACUCUGUCGAGUGUGUGGGUGUCGCCGACGGUAGCCACGGCCUCAUGGCCUUCGGGACCGACCUAGGCACCACAGAGUUCUGGGACCCGCGCAGCCGGAACCGCAUUGGCGUGCUAUCCCCGCCACCAAAAACUAGCAUCUACAACAACGUGCUCGGGGAAGCCGCCACCCCCGGUGUCACAGCUGUUGAGUUUGCGUCCAAUGGUCUCACACUUGCUACCGGAAACGCAGCCGGAAUAGUGACGCUAUACGACCUGCGUUCGCCGACCCCAUUGCUGUCGAAAGACCAAGGAUACGGCUUCCCAAUCCAAAACUUGGCUUUCCUACACUCCUCGACCAACCGUGCAUCCGGCGUCGAGAACGCCUACGAGUCCACCUCAACCCCCAAGAUCCUUUCCUCCUGCAAGCGUAUCAUCAAGAUCUGGGACGCGACCAACGGCAAGCCCUGGACCUCCAUCGAGCCUUCCGUAGACCUCAACGACGUCUGCGUCGUCCCCAACUCCGGCAUGAUCCUCACUGCCAACGAAGGCCGCGAGAUGCACUCCUUCCUGAUCCCCGCACUCGGCCCCUCACCCUGGUGGUGCGCCCACCUCGAUACCCAGAUCGAGCAGCUUGCCGACCGCUUCAUCAACGACCCCGACGCCUAUGUCACCGGCGCCGCCCCCAACGAAACUGUCACAUACGACAACUACAAGUUCCUCACCAAAGCCGAGCUCACAAACCUCAACCUCGACCACCUCCUCGGCGGCAACUCCCAGAAGGGCGGAAGUCUCAUCAGGCCGUACAUGCACGGUUACUUCAUCGACCAGCGCCUCUACGACGAGGCGCGCCUCAUCGCCGACCCCUUCGAGUGGGAGCGCGAGCGCACCCGCAUGGUCAAAGACAAGAUCGACAAGGAGCGCGAGUCCCGCAUCCGCUCCACUGGCAAGGGCGCAAAAGUCAAGAUCAACAAACGCCUCGCCGAGCGUCUCGCUACCCUCGAACAGAAGCUGGAGCGCACCCGCAAGCGGGAAGGCACUGCCUCAGACAACGAGGAGGCGGCAGAAGAAGAAGAAGAGGCAGCAGCAGCACCAAAAGACGAAAAGAAGGUCCUCAAAGACGACCGUUUCAACAAGCUCUUCCAGAACCCCGACUUCGAGGUCGACGAAAACACCCUCGAGUUCCAACAACUCAACCCCUCCACCAAACCUCGCGGCCGCACCGCCGCCGAGGAAGAAGACGACUCCGACGCCGCCGCACCACGCCCCAAGGGCCUCAAUCUCGACUCGGACUCGUCCUCCUCGGAAUCCGACUCGGAGCCAGACUCGGACGACGGAAAGCAGCACAACCAGAAAUCCGCGCGCAGCAAGAAGGCGCACCAGAAGAAGGCGGCCAAGGCGGAACCCGAAAUGCGCAUCUCAACCUCGUCGUACAAGAAGAGCGGCCACGACACGCGGGGCUACCCCUCAUCGGGCGUGCAGAAACGUCUCAACAAGGAGAGGUCCUUCGGCGCGCGCGCGGCCUCGGGCGAGGGUGCUGGCGGGCGGGCCAAGCGCGACAGGCCCGCUCAGAUCAUGGGCGAUCGGGAGAUCUCUUUCUUUGCCAGUGGGUCCAAACGGGGCGGUGCUGAGGGUGGUAGAGGCGACAGAGGUGGUGGUGGUAGAGGCGGUGGUAGAGGUGGUAGAGGUGGCAGAGGUGGUGCUAGUGGAGGAAGGGAUCCGAAGGAGAGGAGGAGUGCUAGCGGGAAUGCGUUCAGGAGAGACGGAGUCGCAAAGUAA
Molecule: messenger RNA, 2322 nt
Organism: Morchella sextelata
Lineage: Eukaryota; Fungi; Ascomycota; Pezizomycetes; Pezizales; Morchellaceae
Exons: 2
Coding region: 1-2322 (773 amino acids)
Biological process (GO): maturation of SSU-rRNA from tricistronic rRNA transcript (SSU-rRNA, 5.8S rRNA, LSU-rRNA)
Cellular component (GO): 90S preribosome; nucleolus; small-subunit processome
Molecular function (GO): protein binding
Source: RefSeq, a predicted model, not a curated record